Molecule: messenger RNA, 677 nt
Organism: Drosophila ananassae
Lineage: Eukaryota; Metazoa; Arthropoda; Insecta; Diptera; Drosophilidae
Exons: 2
Coding region: 7-630 (207 amino acids)
Source: RefSeq, a predicted model, not a curated record
UACAAAAUGCAGAGAUCCAUCCUGCUGCUGCUCAUUUCUGUCACAGCUCUCAGUGUGGCAGUUGCCCUUCCCUACACCUUGGAUGAAUUUUUCAAUCAGAAUCUGGAAGCGAGUUUGAACAUGGACCUUGUAGAGAAGUCUGGAAUCCGAAAACGAAAUGCCCAGGAUUCUAGCGGUUCCCACGAGGAUCCUGAAGAAAAGGCCAAGGGAUCAUCCGAGGAAAGCAAAGAAAAAGAGAAUGCUCUAAAAAGAGUCAGACGGGGGGGUGACUCCAGCGCGGAUUCCUCUGGCUCGUCCUCUGAGGAGAAGCACAAGGCGGCACAAUCCAAAGCUGGCAAAUCCGGUCAAGCUGGGGCAGCUGCUGCAGCUGGUGAAGGUGAGACUGAGACCACCACCCAGGCUGCUGAGGAUGAGACCUCAGCCCCACCUAAAAGGCGAAGGCGAGAUGUUUCCGAAGAGCAUCACGAGCCAGAACUGAAUCCUCAGGCGGAGAAGGAGCUGACCCAAGAGAUGGAGGAGGCUAUGGCUGCUCUGAAAAAGGACAAGGACUUAAGUAUCGAGGAUUAUGCCCAGGGCUGUGAAGUCCAGGAAGUUAGUUCCUUGGAGACUAACGAUGCCACAUAUGAAUAAUGGGAUGAUGAUGUUAAAAUAAAAUUAAAAUAAGAAAUACCAAAGAA